GUCAUGAAGAACGUGCUGGUCAAACAGGGCAGCAGCUCAUCCCAGCUCCAGUCGUGGACCGUCCAACCCUCCUUUGAAGUUAUCUCAGCACAGCCACAGCUCUUAUUCCUUCAUCCAUCUGUACCGUCUCCUGCCAGCUCAUGUCACACUGGAGACAAAAAGUCGGACUCCAGGAACUACUUGCCCAUCCUAAAUUCUUACACCAAAAUAGCACCACACCCAGGCAAAAGGGGCCUUUCCUUUAGCCCAGAAGAACGAGGAGAGAGUGGAGUGCGAAAGAAAAUUUGUACAGAGAGCCUUGGGCCAAGCUUGUCUUCCAGUGAGCCGACCAAGACUGGGGCUGUGCCAUCCAGUCCUCUGGCUCCAGCCCCCUCCAGUGCCAAGCUUGCCGAGGACUCUGCUCCACGGGGUGUGCCCUCCCUGGUGGCAGGUGGAAGUCCACAGACUCUUCAGCCGGUGUCCAGCAGCCAUGUGGCUAAAGCUCCCAGUCUGACCUUUGCUUCCCCUGCCAGUCCAGUCUGUGCAUCAGAUAGCACUCCACAUGGGUUGGAGAGCACCUCCCCGCUCUCACCACUCUCCGCGAGUUACAGCUCACCUUUAUGGGCUGCAGAGCACCUCUGCCGCAGUCCAGAUAUCUUUUCAGAGCAGCGGCAGAGCAAACAUAGGCGCUUUCAGAAUACCCUCGUAGUCCUGCACAAAUCUGGUUUGCUGGAAAUCACUUUGAAAACCAAGGAGUUGAUUCGUCAGAACCAGGCAAUGCAGGUGGAGCUAGACCAGCUAAAGGAACAGACUCAGCUGUUCAUAGAGGCUGCCCAGAGCAGGGCCCCUCAGGCGUGGGCCAAGCUGCAGGCCUCUUUAACAUCAGAGUCCAGUCACACUGGCAGGCACCUAGAAGUGCUCUCUGGCCACCCAGACAUAUAACCCAGAAGGCAUAUUUUCCUGUUAUUUGAGUGGUUCUUUUUAACUCUUUUGCUGUUAUUUACUUCUGUUUCCCAAAACUUAUGUUAAGAGCUUUUCCUUAAACUAAAAUUCUUCAGUGGUUCACUUAUGAAGCCACAUGCCAAUACUUGGCUGUUGUCUUAAGCUGUGGUCUGUGCACAGUUUACAUAUGUCUCUGUCCCACUGCAAAUCUCAGAUUUGGAGUGUCCUUGAGUCCCUUUUCCUUGGCCUGCAGGCACUUAGAUGGGUCACAGGGCAAAACAGGAGGGAAGAUUGUGUGGGGCUCUUCUGCCUGUCACCUCCCACCAGCCACUAUUACUGUGAUCAAGUGUACAGUGCCAUGGAUGAGCCUUUGGAGUGAUGCCUGUCAAACCAGGGAAUAGGUGACAUAAGGAUCCCUUCAUGGAUCUUCUUUUGAAUGCCUCAGUCACAGAGAAAAAUAAGAGGAGGUGUGUUUGCAUUCCACAAGGCCUUGUUUCAUUUGGAUGAAACCUUAAAUGCUUUUGGGCACAGGUUGAGCCUGGGUGUAAGCACUUAAUCACGUGCAGCUUUGUUUUCUGAAACUUGAAGGGCAAGGGGAAAGAGUAAUACCAUUUCACUCUUCCACUUUAAUCACAAGUCAGAUUUCACUUAAACUGGUAGGCAGAAUGCUUCUGAUUUUUGAAGUAUAGAAUGGAUUCAGUACCAUCUGGAAUUACAGUUGAUGGAUUGCUUUUUUGAUUUAAAGUCUGAAGAAGGUAGCCAUGGCCAGCAUCUCUUGGUCAGGAGUUGGAAGAUUCAGGAAAUUUAUGCUUCCUCUCCCCACUUUCUUCUUUUAAAAUAAUGCAACCUGUAUUAUAUGUGAAAAUCUUAAAAGAUAGCCCCAUGGUUUCUGAGAGUGUAGUGUAGGUUAACCCUCUGCUGCCACCUUUUUUCUUUUUUUUAUAAAAGAGGAAAGAAGUGAUUGUUAAGCUUGCUAAAUUUUGAAUUAAAAUCAUCCUGCAUUAUGACACAUAAGUUUACAAAAUAUAGGAAAAUAUUCUUACCAAUUUAUUACUUCUGAAGUUUGCAUUUGUCCCACAUCACAAUGUGUGGGGCGAUGGUGAAACAGCCUUCUGGGUUUCUCUUGUGCGUUGGAUGUUGGCAGCAAAACCAAGGGUGUAGCAUUGGUUAUGUGAAGUUCAUCCAAAGACGGAGAGUGUGAUGAGAAUUUCCAGAUGAUACACACUCUUUCAGCUUCAUUGUAAGGGUAAACUAGAUUUCUAAGUAGUAAUGUUUCAAACUUUUUUAUCUUUCAUCUAAAAAUCUCAUCCUCUUGAACAUCUUUGUACAAAUUACCUUAAUAAGAAGUUCUGUGUGACUAACUUCAUCUUUUCUGCAAGGAAAAUGUUCUUGAAGUUUUACCAAGGCCAGAAGCUAAUGGUCACAUUGAUGAGGUAAUUUUAACUUUAAUAUAAUUUUUAAAUGACAAGGCUUCAGAUUGCCUACACUCUGUUCUCAAGCAAGUGUGAUUUAGAUAUGACAAUUUAGAAAUAAACAACUUGGGAAAAUCUC
Molecule: messenger RNA, 2472 nt
Organism: Manis javanica (Malayan pangolin)
Lineage: Eukaryota; Metazoa; Chordata; Mammalia; Pholidota; Manidae
Source: RefSeq, a predicted model, not a curated record